This is a messenger RNA of Myxocyprinus asiaticus (Chinese sucker), 913 nucleotides long. Its product is annotated as eukaryotic translation initiation factor 3 subunit A. The record is from RefSeq and is a predicted model, not a curated record. The coding region runs from base 3 to 845 and encodes 280 amino acids. The transcript is spliced from 4 exons. Lineage: Eukaryota; Metazoa; Chordata; Actinopteri; Cypriniformes; Catostomidae.
UAAUGCGUUUGGUCCAUUCACCUCUGUAUGAUGCGAAGGACAGGAGAAGAAAACACAAUGCUAAACAAAAACAAAAAACUAAAAUGGAGUCGGAGGAAGUCUUUAAAUGGACUGAUGCCAACACUACCGAUCUGAUUGUAUGGCGAGUCAGCAACAACAGUCUGUUUACAGGCAAAAGAAAUGCAGCCAUCAAAGCCUUUGAACUUUAUGUCAAAGAGAAACAACUGCAAGGGAAAGUUACCCCUGCUUGGGUUAGAAAAAAGUGGGAGAAUCUAAAACAGAAGUACAAGGACCUUAAGAGUCUCAGUAUAGUUGGAGGGGACACAGCAAUUGCAACCUGGAAGUGGUAUGCAAUCAUGGAUGGUGCACUGAGUUCCGAGAUCCCUUUUAGCCCCCUCAUUACACCGGUCCACGGGUCCUCAUCCGCUCAGGAUGCUCCUCCCAUCAAGCAGAGGAAGGAGGAGGACUGGAUGAAAGCCCUGCGGGAGAUGGAGAGAAGACAGGAGGAACGAGAGAGACGAUCGGCGGAGAGAGAGGACGAAAGAGACAGACGGGCCGCAGCAAGAGAGGAGGAGAGAGACCGAAGGGCUGCAGAGAGGGAGACGGAACGGGAUCGAAGGGCCACAGAGAGGGAAGAUGAGAGAGAGAGAGAGGCGCUGGAGAGGGAGAUGAGGAGAGAACGAGAGAUGUUUGCGAGAGAGGAACGGUGGGAGAAAGAGAUGCUGGCUAGAGAAGAGAGGCAGGAAAGGGAGCACAGAGAAAGAGAGGAGAGGAGAGAAAGGGAAGCUGCUGCUAGAGAAGAAAGGCUCUUUAAACUCCUGGAGACAUUUCUGGCCAACAAAUAAAACAGUUACUGAUGUGAUUACAUUCCAAGAAUUGCCUAUUUUCUACUAAUAAACUAUUUUGGUUUGCA